UUUACUUCCGGGUGCAUAAGCAAACAUCAGUUUUUCCUUUUGCUAGCUAUCUAGUACAUGAUUAUCUCGUGUCCGUGAUAUCCAACCAUUGUAGUAAUCUUUUUAUUUAUUGAUUCGAGGCUGCAUUAUUAAGACAUAGUCAACGCAUUUAGCUACAUUUCUGUAUUGGCGGUUAAAAAUGACAGUUGCCAUGGUGAUACAUAACGCUUUGCAGACUAGUUUGUGAAGAAGCUAGCGUAGCUAGCAUCUGUUAAUGCAGGACAAACAAGAGAAGCCAAGUUACGUGCAUCCAACAACUAUAUAAUCGUGGACAGUUCUCUGCAAUGGAGGAGCGCUUUGCCUUCCUGGCUGAGUGGUACGACCCCAGCGCUGCUCUGCUGCGACGCUACCAGCUCCUGUUCUACCCCAGGGACAGCUCUGUGGAGAUGUUCGACGUGAAAAACCAGCGCACGUUUCUGAGGAAGACCAAAUACGAGGACCUCCGCCCUGAGGACCUGUUUGUGGGGAACCGGGUCAACGUGUUUUCCCGACAGCUCAAUCUGAUUGGAUACGGAGACCAGUUUACAGCCAAUAGGCUGGGCAGUAAGAAGGAGAGAACUCUUGCUAUGAUCAAGCCAGACGCCGUUCCACAGAUAGGAGACAUCAUCCAGAUGAUUUACGACUCCAACCUGAUCGUGACCAAAGCCAAAAUGACCAAGCUCACAUGGAGCCAAGGGGCCGACUUCUACACUGAACAUCAGACCAAGCCUUUCUUCAAUAACCUGGUGCAGUUUAUGACCUCUGGGCCGGUGGUUGCCAUGGAGCUGAUGGGGGACGAGGCGGUGGCAGGGUGGAGGAGGCUGCUGGGGCCCACGGACGCCGGCGUGGCGAGGAGCGAGGCGGCGGGGAGCGUGCGGGCGCAGUACGGGACGGACGGAACAAGGAAUGCCGGCCACGGCUCUGACUCCCUGGCCUCCGCUGCCCGGGAGCUGGAGUUCUUCUUCCCGUCCACAGCAGGUUGUGGUCCCUCCAACACCGCCAGCUACACAGACUCCACCUGCUGCAUCAUCAAACCUCACGCCAUAUCAGAAGGUCAGACAGGGAGAAUUCUCAACGCCAUCUCAGCUGCUGGCUACCCGGUCUCCGCCCUGCAGAUGUUCAGCAUGGACCGGGCCAACGCAGAGGAGUUCUACGAGGUUUACAAGGGAGUGGUGACGGAGUACACUAGCAUGGUGGCUGAGCUGUGUUCUGGACCCUGCAUGGCCCUGGAGAUCCAAGCAGCAAGCUCACCCCAGACCUUCAGAGACUUCUGUGGGCCGGCCGACCCGUCGCAGGCCCUGUUCCUGAUAGGAUCCUGAUUGGCCCAGCCCUGGUAUGAGGUUACACUGAUGAUGUCAUUCGUCGGCCAGGAGGAUGACACGGGUCCCUGGGGCGCUCCAUGCCACUCUGGUCGGCGUGGAGACCAGGAAGUGAUGCAUUAGGAGAGGGCCUGGUCUGUGAGGAGGAGGAGGAGGGGAGUGAGACCUUUAUGCUCACUAAGUGAAGCUGGACUACAGAGAUCCUAUCCUACAACGGAGCUUCCAGUGAACCACUGCCCCUCUCUCCUGGUUGUGCCCUCUGAAGCCAGAGAGAAUCCUGUUCUCCUGAAAGCCUGUGACGACGGUUCACGCCUGAGGACGCCUGAGGACGAGGAGGCCUGAGGACUGCCCGAGGAGGCCUGAGGACGGUAUCAGGCCUCUGGAUGUUCUGCGGCAGCUUGUGGACCAGACAGGCCGUAUCAGGGAGUCAGAUGGCUGAGCGGUGAGGGAGUCGGGCU
Molecule: messenger RNA, 1795 nt
Organism: Hypomesus transpacificus
Lineage: Eukaryota; Metazoa; Chordata; Actinopteri; Osmeriformes; Osmeridae
Gene: nme7
Product: NME/NM23 family member 7
Exons: 11
Coding region: 324-1337 (337 amino acids)
Biological process (GO): UTP biosynthetic process; GTP biosynthetic process; CTP biosynthetic process
Cellular component (GO): centrosome
Molecular function (GO): ATP binding; nucleoside diphosphate kinase activity
Source: RefSeq, a predicted model, not a curated record